Messenger RNA from Parnassius apollo (apollo), 210 nucleotides. NCBI's taxonomy places the organism in Eukaryota, Metazoa, Arthropoda, Insecta, Lepidoptera, Papilionidae. The record is from the annotation of a GenBank genome assembly.
AUGCAUCGUCUUUUUACUGAACUGAAGCCAUCUUUUGCCGUCACCAAGCAAAACCUAGCGUUCGGUAUAUCUUACGUUCAAAUAUAUUUGAUGGCGCCGAACUCGAACGGCUACGACGUGAGGCUGUUCCCUCAUGAAAUGAAAAUGCCACGACUGAGGAUGCAGUGCCACAAGUUGCAGAACAAACCGCACACGUGGAUGCCGCCGUGA